AUGGCGACGCUCACGAAUGGCCACCGGAAGGGCGUCAAUGGGACUUCUGCACCGAAAUCCUUCGUCCGGUUCUCAGACAUCCCCAAUGCGAUCGAUGUACCUGUCGGCAUCGACGCAGGUGAUGGUGAUGAAGCUGUCAACAUCGAUCUGACCGAGGAGCUGGAGGAUGUCAGCGAGCUGUGUGACUUGCUGCAGAAUGAAAGAGCGGCGCGCAAUAUCUGGAUAACAAUCGCAUUCUCGUACGCCAAGCAAAAGAAUGCCGAUACUGCGAUUGAGAUCUUGAACAAAGGCUUGGAGGCCAAGCAAGACGGCACAAAUGAGGAUCGGCUCAGUAUACUGGCAUGUCUUUGCUGGCUGUAUUUGUGGAAAUGUCGUCGGGCGCCUCGAGUGAAACCUCUGCCUCCUGCGGAUGAACGGAACAAGGAGUACUGGCUGGCCGCUGCGACAAGCACGGUCAACGAGGCGUCCAGAAUCAAUCCUUCGUACCCUCCGCUCUAUCUUGCUCGCGGCACGGCCCAUCUUCUGCGUGCUUCGCUGCAACCAGUCAAGUACGGACCUGGCUCGGAGCAUUCAGACCGAAAUGACACCCUCAAGCAAGCCAUCAGAUGCUUCGACGAUGCAUACCGCGCCUCGAACCAGAAGAACGUGAUGGCCAUUGUUGGCAAAGCCAAGGCGCAGUUCUCAAUGGGCAAAUUCGCCGAGGCGUAUGUACUAUACCAACAGGUGCUGGAUCGCGCGCCGGAUAUGAUCGACCCGGACCCACGAAUCGGCAUCGGCUGUUGUCUGUGGCAGCUCGGUCACAAGGAGAACGCGAAGGAUGCAUGGACUCGAGCUCUGGCACUCAACAAAGUGUCGGUGGGCGCAAAUAUCCUGCUCGGCCUUUACCACUUGGACGAGGGCAGCCAUCACAACUCGAACAGCCCUGAAUUUGCAGAUAUCUACAAAAAGGCCAUGACAACAUAUAUCCAAACCGCCUUCAAGCUCGACGACAUGCAAGCGAUGACAUGCUCAACAUUUGGCCAAUACUUCCUCGGUCGAAAGAAUUGGGCGAAUGUCGACCGUCUGGCAAAGCGCGCAAUUGAGCGCACUGAUGUUGGCACAAUUGCCAGCGACGGAUGGUACCUCUUGGCUCGGAAAGAUCACUACGAGGGAGAUCUUGCAAAAGCACAAGAGCACUACAGCAAGGCUGAUCAGGCGCGUGGUGGAGACGACAAGGGAUUCCUGCCUGCGAAGUUCGGUGUGGCACAGUUGAAGACCUUAAUGAACGAUUACGAUGGUGCAAAAUUCAGACUGGAGAAGAUGGUGUCAACAAACAAGAGCGUGGAAGCGUUGACUUUGCUCGGAAUCCUGCAUGCCGAGGACGUAUACACGAGUCAAGCAGCUGGAUCUCGAGAGGACAAAAGCUCCGAACGCAAAAAGGCCAUUGCGCUGCUCGAGCAAGUACGCGUCGCCUGGAAGGAUGGAAAGAAGAAGAUCUCGCCAGACUCUUCUGUCCUGCUGAAUCUCGCCCGAUUGUACGAAUCGGAUCAACCCGACAAGGCACUGGCAUGUUUGGAGCAAGUCGAGCAGAUGGAGAUUGACGAGAUCUCGGAUGAAGACCUGCCGGAAGAGAUCGAGGAGGAUGAGGCGGCCGUGAGAAGUGCCAAGAGGGACAUGCUCAGCCCACAGUUGUUGAACAACAUCGGCUGCUUCCACUUUCAGGCGGAGAAGUAUCCGUUAGCUCGACAAGACUUCCAAGCAGCGCUAAGGUCAAGCGUGGCUAUCGGCAACAAGGACGAGUCGGUCGACACUGAUGCUCUUGUCUCAACCAUCAGCUACAACCUGGCCCGCACGUACGAAGCCGAAGGCAUGGAGGACGAUGCGCAGAAAAUCUACUCCAGUCUGCUCGAAAAACAUCCUGACUACAUUGAUGCCAGGGCUCGUGUGGCGUACAUCACGCUCCACACUGAUCCAGCGGAAGGUGCUAACGCGAUCAAGUCGUUAUUGGAGUCAGAGCCUGACAAUCUGGAAAUUCGCGCAUUGUAUGGCUGGUACAUCAAUCGAAACAAGAAGCGUACCCUUCAACUUAACGAGGAUCAAGAGCAACGCCAUUACAAGCACACGCUCAUGGAGAAGGACAAGCACGACAUUUACUCGCUCACAGGACUUGGAAACUUGCAUCUGGCUGUCGCAAGAGAGUCGCCGCGAGACACAGACCAGCACAAAGAGCGCCGCAGCAAGACAUACAUGCGUGCCAUCGAGUUCUUCGACAAAGUGCUAACUCUGGAUCCCAAGAACGCCUUUGCCGCUCAAGGCAUGGGUAUUGCCAUGGUAGAAGAGAAGAAAGACACCAGCGCCGCUGUCCAGAUCUUUUCGAGAGUAAGAGAAAGCAUCAAAGACCCCUCUGUUCACAUCAAUCUCGGUCACGUCUUUUGCGACCUCAAACAAUUCUCGCGCGCCAUCGAAAACUACGAACUGGCUCUGGCAAAGUCAAGAGAUGCUGAUCCACAGACGAUGGCAUGUCUUGGCCGUGCCUGGCUCAUGCGCGGUCGUGCAGAAAAGAACCUCGAAGCUUUCAAGACGAGUCUGGACUACUCCGAGCAAGCAGUGAAGGAAGCUCCGGACAACAUCAGCUUCAAAUUCAACGUUGCAUUCGUGAGGAUGCUGAUUGCACAGCAAAUGAUCGCACUGCCCGAAGCCGACAAGACACUGUCAGAUGUGGAAACCGCAGUCACAGGCCUGGACCUUGCCAUUGAGUCUUUCACCGAGAUCGCGAAAAGUCCAAAUGCCCCAUUUCCUCGCCAUGACAUCGAACAGCGCGCCAACAUGGGUCGCAACACGAUGAAACGCCAACUUGCCACGACUGUGGACAAGCAAGCCGACUACGAACGCAAGCAUGCCACUCGUCUCGAUGAGGCUCGCAAGCGCCGUGAAGCAGAGAUUGCCAAGCGGCAAGAAGAGAAGCGCAUCGCGGACGAGAAAGCGGAAGAGGAGCGCCGCAAGAUCAAAGAAGAGCGCGAGAAGAUGGCCGAGGAGGACCGUGAGCUUAUUGCGAAGCGUCUAGAGGAGGAGAGAGCUCGGGAAGCAGCAGAGUACACGACCGAUCCGGACACAGGCGAGCGAAAGAAGCGCGAGAAGCGGCCGAAGGAGAAGCGGCCGAAGCGCAAAAAGAAGGGCGAGGACUCAGACACGGGUGACGAAGGUCCAUCGUAUGCCACAGAUGAGGACGGCGGCCGUAGACGCCCACGCAGCAAGGCUGCGAGCGCUACAGGCAGUGAUGGCGAGGCACCGAGAAAGAAGAAGAAGAGACGCUUGGACAAGGCCAAGGGCGCGGCGGUCAAGAAUUCGAAGUACAAGUCUGCGGAGACUGUGCAGGAUUCAGACGACGACGACGAUGCUGGGUUGCAGCCUGCUGCACCUUCUGCUCCGAAGUCCGACGACGCUGGAACUCCUGCAGUGGAUAGUGAUGCUGCGGACGAUGCGAUGGCGGAUGGAGGCGAUGAGGAUGACGAAGAUGAAGAGCGCGUCGUACGUCCUCAGCGGAAGAAGGCUGCAAGGAUCGUGGACGACGACGAUGAUGAGGAUGGUGGCGUGGCAGUUCCUACCGGUGACACUUCGAUGGUGGACGAUAGCGUUGCGGCAGCGGGAGACUCGGACCACGGAGGCUCAUGA
Zymoseptoria tritici IPO323 is the source of this 3651-nucleotide messenger RNA. RefSeq names its product Paf1p complex subunit. Gene Ontology annotation, molecular function: RNA polymerase II complex binding. Gene Ontology annotation, cellular component: Cdc73/Paf1 complex. Gene Ontology annotation, biological process: regulation of DNA-templated transcription. The coding region runs from base 1 to 3651 and encodes 1216 amino acids. Lineage: Eukaryota; Fungi; Ascomycota; Dothideomycetes; Mycosphaerellales; Mycosphaerellaceae. The transcript has a single exon. The record is from RefSeq and is a predicted model, not a curated record.